AUGGCCGACCGCGACAAGCAAAACAAGUACAAGCAGGAGAUUCAACAGGUCAGUAACCGUCCCGGUUCUUUGCGUCCUUUAUGCAUCUCCAUGUUCUUUUCCGUGUCGUGUCCUGCAUCUCCUGUCUCCGGCACACUGCAAAGUGUAGCAACUUCGACGCGACUUGGACGGUGGAGGCUUCCACUCUACGAUGACAAAGAUCGGUAUCGUUCUGUGUAA
Sporothrix schenckii 1099-18 is the source of this 219-nucleotide messenger RNA. RefSeq lists its product as uncharacterized. The record is from RefSeq and is a predicted model, not a curated record. NCBI's taxonomy places the organism in Eukaryota, Fungi, Ascomycota, Sordariomycetes, Ophiostomatales, Ophiostomataceae. Bases 1 to 219 code for a protein of 72 amino acids. The transcript has a single exon.